AGAUGGGAUCUUACAACGCAAACGACCUUCAGUGUCAGCCCGUUGUUACACAGAUUUAACAUGAAAAGUUAGAGUUUUAGACACUGGGAGGACUGGGACUAUUGGAAACUGGGGCAACACAUUUCCCGUCUGACCUGCCAAGAGAUUAUAAAAGGUCUGGAGGACCCAUGGUGGAAUUAGAUCUGUGCUGAGAACGGGAUGUCGACACUGACUUCAGACAGCAGCGUUGGAGAUGCCAGCAGUCGCAGCUUCUGGAUGCCUGGGAACUACCAUCCCACUGUGAAGCGAACAGAAGACGCCUUCCAGGCCUGCAAUGACAUCGUGGCGUGUUUCCAAGAGAGAGCUCGUGUGGAGAGGCAGUACGCCCAGCAGCUCAGUGAGUGGAGCAACAAGUGGAAGCCAGUCGUGGACUCCAGUCCGCUGUACGGCUCAAUCCUGAAGGCGUGGCAGUGUUUUCUGUCCACGGCGGACCGGCUGGCCUCCUUGCACGCCUCCAUCUGUCGCUCCCUGGUGGCAGAGGAUGGAGACCGGGUCAGGACCUGGCAGAAGGACACCUUCCACAAGAAGUUGUUCGGAGGCUUCAAGGAGUCCCAGGACAUUGAGACGGGCUUCACACGUGCUCAGAAGCCGUGGGCCAAACGACUUAAAAAGCUGGAUAAAGUCAGGAGAGCGUACCACAAAGUGAGCCGCAAGGAGCAGGCGGCCCGGGAGCGAGACGUAUACGCUGAGGGAAACCCGGACGUCGCCAUCGACAAACAGAAGAAGAUCCAAGAGGAGAGAGAACUGGCUCAACAGGAGGCCGAGAAGGUUCGUGGCCGCUAUGAAAAAGUCCUGGAGGAGGUGAACCGCUACGCUCCACGCUACAUGGAAGAGAUGGAGUCCAUUUUUGACCAAUCGCAGGACGAGGAGCGAAAGAGGAUCGUCUUCCUCAAACAGGCCUUUUUCUCCAUCCACAAGCACCUGGACAUUACCAACAAUGAGAGUGUGAGGGCCGAGUACAAUGAGCUCCACAACACAUUGAUGGCCAUCGAUGAGCAUGAGGACCUUCGCUGGUGGAAAAAUACCAAUGGGCCCGGCAUGCCCACCGACUGGCCUCACUUCCAGGAAUGGAUGCCCGAAAAGAAAACAAAAAAAGGGAAGAAAGAAGUCGAAAAGAAAGGAACAAUAGAGAGGAGUGUGAUUAUUGGAGGAGUGAGAGUGAGAGCUAUGUAUGAUUAUGUCGGCAUGGAGACAGAUGAGCUGUCAUUUAAAGCAGCUGAGGAGUUUUUGAAGAUAGAGGACGAGGACGAUCAGGGCUGGUGUCGGGGGAUGAAGGACGACGGGUGUGAGGGGCUUUACCCCGCCAACUACGUGGAGGUGGUGUAGUUCAGGCGUCUAGACCACAUGCUGAGUUUCACUGUGGAAACCACAACCUGGUUUAACGUCUAAACGUCAGAAACAUAAAGUCAAUGCUGGAAAGAGAAACACCAAGUAGCUGUUAGCCAAAUAGCUGGUCUGUGAUGAGAGUAUGAUCACACUUAAAGAUGAUAUUUUAGCAUACAGAGAUGUUUAAAAAACUAUCCAGGUUGUGUAAUCUCUUGAAGGAUUUUGAGAAAUGUUUUAAUAUAUACAGUAUGCAUAGAUCACUUGUACUAAAGCCAUAUAAUAAGCAAUGCUUUAAUAUAAAAUAAAGUGCUCUUAAGGUAUAUAUGUAGUUAUUUGGUGCUGACAUUGCUUUACUGGACUGCUAUUGUCCUGGAUCUAUUUUUAUUUCUUCACAACCUCAACACAUUGCUAUUAAAAUGCUCACAAAGCCUCUCAACAUAUGAAGAAAGUAACUCGAAUACUGUGAUUCUAAUUAACCUAAAAGCCCACGUGGAGUUAGCUCGGUAGAAGAAGAUAACCACAAGGCCUGUAUUUCUCUUCGGUACAGGAACGGUUUGACAUUUUUAGGAAUAUGGUUUGCUCAAAUAAAAAACACAAUGAGAUGGGAAGAUUUAUUUUAUUGUCCUCUCUGUGUGUGUCAGGUGUAGGGGGGAACACACAUUCCAGAAACUAUAUCAUGUUUACAUAAAGUGGCAAUAAUCAAUAUAUCGGCAACUUGUAUUAUGACACUUGUGUGAAACGUUUGACAUGUGACGAGCCCGUAGAACAAUAUCCCCCAGCUAUGCAGUUCGCUCUACGGAUAAGAGGCCAAAAGAUAACUGCAGUGUCAAGCCUUACUCGUCAUUAUUAAAUUACUUGCGUAGUGUAAAGCACGAGAAAGUCCGUAAGGUUUUUAGACCGUUUUUUGUUUCCUCUGAGAAACAAUGUUGACUUAUUCCACCUUAGUUUUGUAAGGUUAUUUUCUAAAUACAUUUUUUUUUCCAAAGCACAAUCUUUUCCUAACGCUAACCAAGUAGUUUUGUUGCAUGAAAACUAAGUAAACCUAAGUUUGAUAUUUGUAAAAGAGCCUGUAUGCAUGUGAUGAGCGUAUAUUGACACGCUGUCCCCGACACAUACAACGCUUCAGGUAGAGCGUCACAGUUUAAAGCGGAGUUGGGAGUGAGAAUGUGCUGUUCUUGGAUAUCUCUGCUCAUUGUUUUGGAUUUCUGGCCCGCCACCUUUGUGGUUGAGCCUCACUGCUCUUAUCAGUGUUGUGUUCAGCCCCAGCAGGCAGCUGUUCUCGACAGCUCUGCAUACUUUGGGAUGGAUAAGGCUCAGAAAGAAGAGUGGGGUUGCACCAUUACUUGCAGAGUGGGUGGUUCAAUCCCACACUGAAUCUCAAAAUUGCUACUGAUAGUCAGACCACAUGCCUUGCAUGGCAUCUCCACCACCAUCAAGUUGUGUGAAUGAGAGGCACACUUUAAAGCAUUUUGCCCAUUACAGUAGAAAGGUGCGAUAUAAGUGCAGUCCAUUUAUCUUUUUUGUGUCAGGCGAAGAGUUUCGAACGUCUUAUGGUCAAAAUCAUUUUCAUUUUAGGAUCAUCUAAGCAUUGAGAGGUCUAUUCAUGAACCAUACAUAAAGCUAUUUCUGCACAGAAGGUGUAGAAAUAUUGCUCUUCUUCAUCACCAUCUCAGUUUGACACCAAACAUUCAUAUUUCGUAGCAUGUCAGACUGUUCCAUUAAAAUAAGUAUUGAGGAAGAAAUAGUUUUCCUAUCUGUAUUCAUCUGUUGAUAUUGUGGUAUGUGUGUAUUAUCAUGGAGGGCAUCUUUACCAAAGUAAGGACGCUGCUGGGGUUGUGUUCCCCUUCGUCCUUCGCCUUCUUCAGUACCUGUGUAUGUUCCGUGUGUCUUGUAAAAGCUAUGCAUUUGCAAUUGUCUUUUGGAAAUAAAAUUUUAAACUUUC
Cyclopterus lumpus (lumpfish) is the source of this 3307-nucleotide messenger RNA. Its product is annotated as protein kinase C and casein kinase substrate in neurons protein 2. Gene Ontology annotation, molecular function: phospholipid binding; protein binding. Gene Ontology annotation, biological process: cytoskeleton organization; plasma membrane tubulation; regulation of endocytosis. Bases 199 to 1365 code for a protein of 388 amino acids. Gene Ontology annotation, cellular component: plasma membrane; endosome; cytoplasm. NCBI's taxonomy places the organism in Eukaryota, Metazoa, Chordata, Actinopteri, Perciformes, Cyclopteridae. The record is from RefSeq and is a predicted model, not a curated record. The transcript is spliced from 10 exons.